CAAUGACCAGGCUGAUGAUAUCAACGACGUCUUGUCGCCCUUCUGGACCGAAAAGGAAGCCAACAGUUUUCUUGAGAGGUCACCGAGGAAGAAGCGGACGUUACACGAGGAAUGUUAUGGAGAAGGCUGUGUCUAUGAAGAAGUCCGUGAGGUCUUUUGGAACACCGAAAAAUCGCAAGAAUACCUGUCUACAAUGGCGUGUCAAUAUUGGGGAUGUACCGCUGGUUACCUGUGUGUCAGGGCGGACGCAGGGACGUCUGGGAGCGGCGCACACUGGAGGGUGUGUAACGAUAUCAACGAGUGUUUAACGAACAAUGGAGGGUGUCAGCACAGGUGUAGCAACAAUGCAGGUAGCUACACCUGCAGCUGUAACACCGGCUACAGCCUGUCCGGACAACACUCCUGCACAGAUAUAAACGAGUGCAGGUCUGGUAACGGGGGAUGUGACCACACGUGUUCCAACACGGCAGGUAGCUACAUCUGCAGCUGUAACACCGGGUACUACCUGUCUGGUCAGCACAGCUGUGUAGCCUGUGACAGUAUCGCGGACUGCGAAGUGCUAGAGUGUACAGGACCAGGUGAUUCCACGUGCACCACGUGUCAGUACGACCGGGGAGGGGACGCCAUGGGCUACCGGCUGGCUGCCGACGGCAAGUCCUGUACUCGGACAACGGCGAUUCUGAACGGCUCUUUGGCGUGUCAGUCAUAUGAGGAUGGUGGCUCAAGUCACGUGGUCAGUCAGGACAGCCCCGCCCUGUCAACUCACAACUGCACCAGAAGACACGUGAUCUCUGUUACACCUCAACACGGGGACAGGCUGUAUUUUACGGCCAAGUCGAGAAAUGGCGGGUACGUGAAGAUGAGGAACUAUGACGGUCUAUCGAGCUACACCGUGAACCCGUCCGUGUACUACUCCGGCCUGGAGGUCUCCCGUACCGCCCACUUCACCUUCGACUUCACCCCACCGUACCACUGCUCUGUAGAGGGGAACUGUACGGACAACAUGCUCGACAGGGGGCCGGCUGUAACCAGAAAUGGCACGAUUCGCCUCCGCUGGUCCGGUUGGCAUGACGACGACUCCGGUAUCCGGACGUACACGUACGACAUCGUCCGGCUGCGGCCGUGCGGAGAUGGGCUGGGGAUGCCGGGCCAGGAGCGGGAGUGCCAACAGGAGAGCGCGGUACGUCCCAACCGGACUGCCGGGCCGUGUGUGCUCGGUCUAAACGGUACCGAGAACGGGACAAGUGAGGCGGGUCUGAAUGGGACGAGAGAAGGUAACAUCACGUGGGGAAACUGCACCGACGUGGGAGGCAAUGACACAGCAAUAAACGGCACCGGCACUGAGAACGCUACCACUAGUACACCGAUAAAUGGCACUGCCAGGGAGAACGCUACCACUAGCACACCGCAGGUAAACAGGAGGCGCAUCAGAGAGGCCGGAGUAGCGAACGGAAACAGUACAGCAAACAUCACAACACAGGGAGAGAACACCAACACUACCUCAGGGUCGACUAAUGGAACGGACAUGAGCGUUGGUCGCAAUUCGACGGGCACAAAUUCGUCUGUGGACGGACGGAACGUCACAAAUAGCGGGAACGUCACUGACGUAGACGGCGACGUAGUGUAUCCACUCAACGGAAGUGUUGGAGCCGACACCGAACAGGUGGACGUCACCAUUACCGAACCAGGUGUGUACUCGGUGACACUGACUGUGGAGGACAGUACAGGUCCCGGUGUUGGGAACGUCAUCACGGCGCAAAGGUUUCUGAUUUUCGACGACAACAGCACGGUGGAGAUAGACACAUCCGGGACCUUCCCCCUCCUCGUGACGUCAGCAGCAAACGACACAGGCUGGCUGUGGCAAACCAACUUACACGACGGUAGCAACAAUGACACAAAGCUCCAGUUGACAUGGGCCGGGCACUUCUUCAACAAGCUACACCGUGACAACAACUUCCUCGGCGCCAUAGUGGCACAUCCAAGUAACAUCUCAACUGACUAUGAGGAAACAUCUGGCCAACCCCCGAUGACCAGGUCACGUGAGGCGAUCCCAAACGUCCAUGGGAUCGUGUUGUUCCAGACGGCCUGGGGCGGGGAUCAGCAGGGAGGGCGGAGUCUGACCCGGCCGGCCGGGGGCUGGGAAAACGUCAUGGUAACGAUUGUAGAAAAACAAGAUUUUGAGAUUUCACGUGAAGACGGCGACACAGUUCGCUUUUGGGUUCGCGCCAUUGACGUCAUGGGUGACGUGGCCGAAGAUGACGUCACCAUUCACGUUGACUCGACUCCGCCUGUUUUGGGAAACGUCACAUUUGCAGUGAACUGGACUGACAAGAUAGACUUCCUCAAAGUUCACGUUCAAGCACACGAUCUUCAUAGUGGAGUUUUCGAUGUGCACUGGACGCUGCAGGACACCACCAGACCUCUUCUUAUACAUGGAGAAGGACGGAUGGUGUUUCAAACCGCAGAAGAGUGCGAAGAAUCACGGUGUUACUGCAUUCCCAAGGACAGCGACUGUUUCUUCUGGAAUUACACCAUCGACAUUAACGUCAGGGAGAUGAACCUGUCGGUCGGCUUACUCGCCGAUGAAGCGUACAACGUCACACUGACUGUGACCAACAACGCCAUGCUGCGGACCACAGAUGAACGGCAGGUAAUUGUGGACAAACUACCUGGGGAUAAAGGUUACUGGUUACUGAUAGCCGGUGGGUCAUCAGUGGUUGGAGUACUGGUCCUGGUCAUUGUAUGUCUGCUGGUGGCCAAAGGGGUGUUCAGACAGAAAGUGGCUCCUACUACAGCACCUAGCAUACCACAGAUACAGCCCAUGGAGAAGUUGUGCAACCCAAGUAAAGUCAUCCUUCCAUUUGUGGACCCAACAGACAUUAAGACCACAACGUUGUGAACAUGUUACAAAUUCCUCUACAGUAUAGUAUUAAAAAUUUGCAGCCAAUAUCACUAGACCUGCGGGAAUUAACAGUAAGUCUAAAACUUGCAAGUCUUUAAUCCUUGUGUUGGAAUAAAGUUUAGCAUCAUACUAUAUAAUAAGUUUGUAUAAUUAUGUAUUUCUGAAGAUUAACCAGGUGAAGAGAUUGUGGCUAUUCAUAUACAUAUCAAGGAAAUUGUAAAUAAUGUAAAAGGUUUUGACUUAAAAUUGCUACUUGUAAAUGCACCAAUCUACCUCUGGAUUUCUUCUGAGUAAUUAAUUAUCUUCCACAAACUAGUCAGAAAGUAUAUAAAAGAUUGACUACGUUUUUGUAUGAAUUGAAAAUGUCAAAAGAACAAUGAUUGUGCAGUGUCUACAUAUAUGUAUAUGUAUGCAGGAAUUGUAUGCUCAAAUAGAAGGGAGGAUGGAAGAUACAUUGUACUUAUUUUGGGAGGGGGGGUAGAGAAGAACUGGGUGAGUGAAUUGCAUGAACAUUCUUGUUAAACAUUCAAAUGCCUUGUUCCUGUGUAUAAGCAGGGAAUUUUGUUCUCAACAUAGAGCAACGGAUCAAAAAUAGACAGAGACCUUUAGAAAGCAAGUCAUUGAAUCAAACUCUAUUUACAAACUCUUCGAAAGCAGAAAACAAAAAUUCACAAUUUUGUUUCAUAUAAAGUCGACCCUCACAUCAACAAAUAUAAUGCUUUGACCUGCACUAGCAAACACACACAAAACACCCUUUCCUCUGAUAUGCUGCCAGUUUACAAGCCAAACUAAAACCAGCAGAGAUUACAUUACAUUUGACAAAGAGCAGUCAACCACAUUAAAAGUUCAUUUCUCAAGACAAGACUGAAGACAUUUCUCAUAGAAACAUUAUUGGAAACUGGACGCACUUCUGAAUAUGACAGUAUUGUCUAGAAACCUAUUUGACAGUGAUUCUUGCCAUUGUAGUACAGUUGAGGGAAAUGGCACAUUAAUCUACAUACAUGGUCAACUUCAUGUAUCAACAUGGCACAUACAGAUUGCUGAGCCAUUGGCUACAAAAUUUGCAUUGUCUAACAGGCUAGCAGUAAAAUGUGUCACGUUCUGAAUAAUCAUUGUGAUUUCUGGCAUAUUGUAAUUAAUUUUCUACUUAAUGCUGGAAACCGUGUUCACAUUACUGAAGGUAUGUGAGUUUGUUGACAUCUUGAAUUGAAUGGGUCAACUGUUUGGUCCAAGACUUUGUCAUUGGUCUUAUUGAGUAACUGCUUUUUAAUUACAGUGUACUAAGAAAACAAGCAACACACCAUUGACAGUAUAAUAAUGACACACUGUAAAUCUACAGUUGGUAAAGGGAACUACAUCAUCGUAGAGAUGUUGUUAAAACCGAAAACACAUUAAUCAAUAUAUAAGAAGUUGUCAUCCUGAAUUUGUAUCCUGAUGAGCAAUUUGUGUGAUAAAAAGUAUGUACCAACAAGCAAGAUAC
Messenger RNA from Branchiostoma belcheri (Belcher's lancelet), 4382 nucleotides. RefSeq lists its product as uncharacterized. Gene Ontology annotation, molecular function: calcium ion binding. Bases 194 to 2899 code for a protein of 901 amino acids. The transcript has 17 exons. The record is from RefSeq and is a predicted model, not a curated record. Lineage: Eukaryota; Metazoa; Chordata; Leptocardii; Amphioxiformes; Branchiostomatidae.